AGUGGGAGAGGGAGGCGGAGAGCGUAGCUGAAUUUUGUGUUUGCCGGUUGUCUCACACAAUCAAGCCCAAACACAAACAUUUACAGGGAUUUAAAUAAGCAUCAUUAGGAUUGACGUCUGAAAAUAACUUCCCUGUAUUGUCAACCAUGGCUUCUGGUUUGGAAAGCUAUGUCAACCAUACAGUAUCUAUCAUUACAGCUGAUGGCCGAAAUUUCAUUGGAACUUUGAAAGGUUUUGACCAGACUAUUAAUUUAAUUCUUGAGGAGUCACAUGAACGAGUUUACAGCACUACUACAGGUGUUGAACAGGUUGUCCUGGGACUCCACAUUAUCCGUGGAGACAAUGUUGCUGUUGUUGGAGAAAUGGACGAAGAUAUUGACUCCCAAAUAAAUCUAGCAAAUAUCAGAGCAGAACCUUUAAGUACUAUAGCUCACUGAUAAAAGUGAAAUAACUGGUUUUAUGUUACUUAAAGAAUUUUGUGAUAGGUUUGUAAAACUUAGUCCAUAUUUCAAAUACCUUGUGCUUGUCUUUGAGGGUCUUUUUUCUUUUUACAAGCUGUUACAAAUUCCCUGAAUUGACCUCAAAAUAAUAAGUUCAGUGGUUCUUUAGAUUGCUUUUUUUAUUGUUUUGGUUUUAAAGUCCAAGUACAGUUAUACAGAGCCUAAGCUCUUCUUCAUUAUAACAAAACUAAAUUACAUUAAAAAAUUCUUCGAACAUUAGAAUGCAUUUGAAUGCUUUGCUUGGUAACAGAACAGACAUGGUUCAAGAAAAAAAUAAAUACAAUUAUUUUUACAGUGUAUGGUGUACAUGGAAUGUUAUGUUAAAAUAGACCAACCACUCUAACAUGUAUUUAAUUCUAGGUGUUUAUGUUUAACUGAGAGGAGGAAACCACCACUCUCGCAAGGUCCAUGAAUAAAUAAAUGAACUGAUUAAAUUUCA
This is a messenger RNA of Frankliniella occidentalis (western flower thrips), 939 nucleotides long. RefSeq names its product U6 snRNA-associated Sm-like protein LSm8. The record is from RefSeq and is a predicted model, not a curated record. Gene Ontology annotation, cellular component: U4/U6 x U5 tri-snRNP complex; precatalytic spliceosome; U6 snRNP. Gene Ontology annotation, biological process: mRNA splicing, via spliceosome. Bases 147 to 437 code for a protein of 96 amino acids. Gene Ontology annotation, molecular function: RNA binding. Lineage: Eukaryota; Metazoa; Arthropoda; Insecta; Thysanoptera; Thripidae. The transcript has 4 exons.